AUGUCUGACACAACUCAAUUAACAGACGCUUAUCUACUCCAGUCGGCUCUCAAGACCGAAUCGCCUAUCGAUGUCAGCAAGGGCAAGACCAUCUCGGUUGUCUAUGAUGGCAACCAGGGUUCUUACAACUCUGGCUUGAUUCAGAUUGAUGCUACUUCUCAGCUUACCGGAUCGCGUGGAUUUGCUAGCCUCAAGGAGGCCUAUCUCACCCUACCGUAUGUGAUUACCGCCAAAUCGACUGGCACGGCGGAUCUAAAUGCGAAGAUUAUUCCUCGAUUUGCAUGUGCGCUCAAAUGCAACGUUGCCAACGUUAUCGACUCGCUGACGGUUGAACUUAACGGCAAAAAAGUAAUCACUGAAACUGAGUACAAGGGCUUCUGGAACAAUCUCCGUGCUAUGACGGAACUUUCGCAGGACGAGGUAGCCAAGCAUGGUGCUGACAUGCAUCUAUAUCCGGAUACUUGGUCGAGCAUCAACUUCACCAAAGCUGUUUCUGGUAAUGGAGAUGGCUAUAGCAACAAUCAAAUUGGUAUUGAAGCCAAGCUUGAUAACACUCUCUCGCAAACACAGGAGCCGUAUGUUCACAAUCCUGGAUUUUUCAAGCGCGCGCUGAAUACUCCUCCUCAAAUCGACUCGACGGAGGCAACCGGAUCUUUCUCUUGGACUUCCAUGGGAACUACUGCUAGCAAGCAAAUUCUACAGCAGAAUGGUCGUGGCUGUUUUAAGGAGUCUGAUGCUACGUCGUAUGGAGUUGAUAAGGUCGUUGGUAAGUGGUUUCACAUGCUUAAGAUCCGCCUCGUCGAUUUGCAUCCGAUUUUUAAGGAGCUAGAUCUAUGCUCUACCCCGCAGUUGAAGAUCCGUCUUCGUAUCAAUGCUGGUACGGUUGCUGUAUCUGGCAACGUGAAUCAAAUGAAGCUUGAUUCUGUCACCAUGACCUCUGAUCAGACGGUUCCUAUCAUGAUUGCAAGUGCUGCUGCGGCUAAUCCCAUGAAUGAUGUGCUGACUACUGCUAAUUCUCAGCUGUCGUUCACGUUCGGCCCGCUUGGAAAUGCAUUUACUCCGACUGCUUCGGUCGGUGAGUAUCUCCCAUACACGAACUCGAGGCUCCACAUUCCGUUCUACGCGCUCAAGAACCCCGCGCCAAUCAUCCAGAAGCCGAUCAAGACUGUUCGCUACCUUGAUUGCUUUGCACAAAUGUUCCGCAAAGCCGCUGGAGUGUCUCCUGAUAUCCCCACUGGCCAGCUGAAUGCUCCGUUCGAUCUCAACAUCUCUGGAUACAAGAAGAAUGUGAAGUACGUAGCUUUGAUCCCGUUCAGUGAAACAUCGGCUGGACACUUCGUAUCGUCUGCUGGUACGCCUCAGUAUCAAUCCCCCUUCGACAGCGCGCCUUGGACAUGCAUGCCUGGUGCUUCCAUCCGCAAUUUCCAGGUAACCAUUGGCAACAGCAAUGUCUUCGACAAGAGCCAGGAGUACGAUUUUGAGUCGUUCAAGCAUGAGUUCAGCAAGCUAGGAGCUAUUAACGGUGAUCUGAGCCAGGAGGUCAGCAACGGCCUGAUUGACUCGGUUAAGUGGUCGAUGGCUCAGCGCAUUCUCGUAGCCGAUACGUCUCGUCUCACCCAGAAGCAUGUACCUCAGGCGAUUCAGGUCAGCGGCAUCAACGGCUCGGCUACCGGUAUGGAUCUCCUCGUACUUGUUGUUUACGAGCGUGAGCUUGAGAUCGACCGUCUCACAGGAGAGGUUCACAGAACCGAUUAA
Molecule: messenger RNA, 1755 nt
Organism: Phytophthora sojae
Lineage: Eukaryota; Oomycota; Peronosporomycetes; Peronosporales; Peronosporaceae
Exons: 1
Coding region: 1-1755 (584 amino acids)
Source: RefSeq, a predicted model, not a curated record